CUAAUUUUAGAGAAAAUAGCUGAGAAACCGAACCCGUUGAAGCUUCUUCUGGAUUUCCUGUGUGAGGGCGUUGAUGUAAGCGGAGCUUCGAGGCGUCGGAGGACCUUGCUCUGGCGGCAUUUUCUUCGAAAGUUCAGGAAAAAGGACCUACUUACCCUACCAAUACCAUUUGAGAGAGAAUUCUAAUCCAAACAAAGCACAUGCACAUAGCUUGAUUCUGCUCCGUGCUCGCCUUAAAUGGAAGCCCAACCUUGCAUCCGAAGAUUUAACAUAUCUGCAUCGAACUUUACAGAAGGAACUGUAGAAAUUGAUGAAACGGAUUCCUUUUUAAGAAUAGUUGCAUGCGGAAUUUGCAGUUAAUUCAAUGGCACGAGGAUUCCAGGGAAUCUUCAGGCGUGGAAGUGAAGCAUUGGAAGCGUUGUGCGGUGCUGUGUUUCGAGAUGUUGUGGCGUGUUAUCACAUUUUACACGUGUUGUCCGGUUUUUUGGAUCAGACGGUUUGGGAAGGCUCACCGGCGUAAUCUGAUUGGACCACGUGUAAGACCCGGUGGAGUGUACUGGACGGGACGGAACGGAACGAACUCGGAGGAGCGGGCGUUCAAGUUCGGCCGAAAAAAGGAAGGCCCAUUUUUGUUGGGUUUUAAAAUCUCUAGACCUGAUUCCGCUUUGUUGACUGGAACCUGAAGAAGCCCAUAAUUCUGCCCCAGAGAGAAGCCCAUAUAUUUUUUGAUGAUAACAAGCAUCAGUUGAGACUUGAGAGCUCCAAUAAAAGAUAAAGGUUACA
Messenger RNA from Rubroshorea leprosula, 783 nucleotides. The record is from the annotation of a GenBank genome assembly. NCBI's taxonomy places the organism in Eukaryota, Viridiplantae, Streptophyta, Magnoliopsida, Malvales, Dipterocarpaceae.